Messenger RNA from Lytechinus pictus (painted urchin), 849 nucleotides. RefSeq lists its product as uncharacterized. The record is from RefSeq and is a predicted model, not a curated record. NCBI's taxonomy places the organism in Eukaryota, Metazoa, Echinodermata, Echinoidea, Temnopleuroida, Toxopneustidae. Bases 1 to 849 code for a protein of 282 amino acids. The transcript is spliced from 4 exons.
AUGAAAGACCUGGCAAUAUUGGUGCUGUUAUUGAAGCAAUACGAAGGUUCUGUUUGCCGAGAACUUCUCUCAAGUUUAAAGGAGAGGCUCCAGGGAAUGUCAUCACCCAACCCUACCUUCCCUGGAUCCCUCAUCCCCUCCUCCCAGCAUCACCCAACCCCGCCCUCCCUACAUCCCUCAUUCCCGCUCUUCCCAGCAUCACCCAACCCCGCCCACCCUGCAUCCCUCAUCCCCUUCUUCCAGCAUCACCAAGCCCGCCCUCCCUGCAUCCCUCAUCCCCUCCUCCCAGCAUCACCUAGCCCUGCCCUCCCUACAUCCCUCAUCCCCUCCUCCCAGCAUCACCUAGCCUCGCCCUCAUUGCAUCCCUCAUCCUCUCCCAGCAUCACCCAACCCCGCCCUCCCUACAUCCCUCACGCCCUCUUCCCAGCAUCACCUAGCCCGGCCCUCAUUGCAUCCCUCAUCCCCUCCUCCCAGCAUAACCCAACCCCGCCCUCCCUGCAUCCCUCCUCUCCUCCCAGCAUCACCCAAACCCGUCCUCCCUGCAUCGUCGUCUACUCACACGCUGCAGGUGGAGACGGCGAGACGAUGGAGAAAGUCGAGGCUCGGGAGACCAAAGAUGGAGGCAGAGAUAUCUUAGAUACAAUACCUCAAGAACUCGACAUUGAAGUCCUAUCCAGUGGUAACAAGGUUGCUGUAUCAGUGGGAGGAACACCGGCAAUGGUGUCGUUGGUUUUGACGGCCCUCCGAUGGAAUAUGACGGCGAUUGCUUUGACUUUCACCACGACCUUGAUGGAUUUUCCAUCUGGGAAUGCCAUCGAUGUCGGUCGGCCCAACUCGGAUCUGGUCUGA